This is a messenger RNA of Oncorhynchus gorbuscha (pink salmon), 289 nucleotides long. Its product is annotated as sodium-dependent phosphate transport protein 2B-like. Gene Ontology annotation, biological process: sodium-dependent phosphate transport; intracellular phosphate ion homeostasis. Lineage: Eukaryota; Metazoa; Chordata; Actinopteri; Salmoniformes; Salmonidae. The transcript is spliced from 2 exons. The annotation marks the transcript as partial. Gene Ontology annotation, cellular component: apical plasma membrane; brush border; vesicle. Gene Ontology annotation, molecular function: sodium:phosphate symporter activity. The record is from RefSeq and is a predicted model, not a curated record.
ACCCUGAGGAAUGAGACGGUCCCCGGGCCAGAGAACUGCACCUCCCCAGCCCUCUGUUGGUGUUCCCAGGACCUCUGCUACACUCUACAUAACAUCUCAGAGACCUACAACAUACAGACAUGUAAUCAUAUCUUUGUGAACGUGGACCUGUCUGACCUGGCGAUAGGCCUGAUCCUGCUGGCUCUGUCUCUCCUGGUGCUGUGUUCCUGUCUCAUCCUCAUCGUCAAGCUGCUCAACUCCAUGCUGAAGGGACAGGUGGCGGUAGUCAUCAAGAAGGUGCUCAACACAG